This is a messenger RNA of Talaromyces proteolyticus, 576 nucleotides long. RefSeq lists its product as uncharacterized. The record is from RefSeq and is a predicted model, not a curated record. NCBI's taxonomy places the organism in Eukaryota, Fungi, Ascomycota, Eurotiomycetes, Eurotiales, Trichocomaceae. Bases 1 to 576 code for a protein of 191 amino acids. The transcript has 2 exons.
AUGGGAGACGCGAAGAAAGACCCCAUAAGGUGCCUGCAAGGACUCGGCUGCGGUGUCGUCAAGGGCAAUCAAAUCUUCCAUAAAAUAUUGGGCUACCUCUCGAAAUUGCUGCCCAGUAAUGUCCAAGUCCUUGGCCACUGCCUAGGCGGUAACGUCGACCUUGCUGCCAAGAGCAAACUCAAAAGCCAUAUGCUCAAAGGAGAAGCAGACAAGACACGCAAACGCGACGAACAAGAUAUCGCUAGCGACCGUGAAAAGCCUGCGUCCAAGAAGGCGAAGAAGGCCCCUGGAGUCACCCUGCCAGCUACAACACGCUUCAACUUCUAUUUUGAGCAUAAAGGUGGUUUCGAUUUAGCUUUGCGUUGUAGGCGUUUACGCCAAGCACUUCAACCCCUGGACAACAUUCCUAUUGAAGUUCUUGAAUGGGUCAACGGUCGCUUACACAUCGAUCAAAAACUAAUAGAAAUACAGUAUCAAGAUGUAGGUAAUCCCUAUACUGGAAUUUUAUCCGGAGCGAGACAGGUUUUCAUUUUGCGAUUAAAAACAUCAUGUCUGGACCGUCUCUCUCUGUCGUGA